Penaeus chinensis is the source of this 1972-nucleotide messenger RNA. It is a transcript of the gene Rnmt, whose product is annotated as mRNA cap guanine-N7 methyltransferase-like. Gene Ontology annotation, cellular component: nucleus. Bases 16 to 1152 code for a protein of 378 amino acids. The transcript has 10 exons. The record is from RefSeq and is a predicted model, not a curated record. Gene Ontology annotation, biological process: 7-methylguanosine mRNA capping. NCBI's taxonomy places the organism in Eukaryota, Metazoa, Arthropoda, Malacostraca, Decapoda, Penaeidae. Gene Ontology annotation, molecular function: mRNA 5'-cap (guanine-N7-)-methyltransferase activity.
GGCGAGGCCACGUGAAUGCUAAUAACGUCUCCCAAAGUGACACCAAAGUUGCAGUUUGGUGUCGGCAUGGACGGAAGGGCAGAGGAAGACAAAAUGGAGAGACCAGAAAAAAUUGCAAAUUAUGACGACAGUCAAAAUGAAGAAGAAGGUCUUGGUUCUGUUGUUGCUAACCAUUAUAAUAACCUCCAGAACAAGGGGGUUAAAGAAAGGGCCAAGAGCCGUAUAUUUUAUAUGAGAAAUUUCAAUAACUGGAUCAAAAGCUACCUUAUUAACUACUGCCUUGAGCAGAUUCGAGAGAGGCAGGUAGAUGACUACCCAAUAUCAGUGCUCGACCUUGGCUGUGGAAAAGGUGGUGAUCUACUGAAGUGGCAGAAGGGAAAUAUUAAACAUUUGAUAUGUGCUGACAUUGCUGCUGUAUCAAUGGAAGAAUGCAAAGAACGUUAUGAAAUCACUAAGAAGAGAGCAAGAGGUCCUUUAUUCGCAGCAGAAUUUAUUGUUGCAGACUGCACCAAAAUGAGAAUCAAAAAUAAUUUUGAAAAUUCCAAUAGAAUGGUGGACUUGGUAUCAUGUCAGUUUGCUUUUCAUUAUUGUUUUGAAAGUCUAAGCCAGGCAGAAACGAUGCUUCGCAAUAUCUCAGAAAACUUAAAAAAAGGUGGAUACUUUAUUGCAACAAUACCAAAUGCGUAUGAAAUAAUGUCAAGGCUGAAAAACAGUGAGAAUGGAUUAAGUUUUGGGAACGAAGUUUAUCAGAUCAAGUUCCCAGAGGAUAGACCAGAAACCCCUCUAUUAUUUGGAGACAGAUAUAAUUUCUAUCUGCAAGAUGUUGUAGACUGUCCUGAGUUUCUCGUCCACCCUCCAACUUUAGAAGCUCUUGCCGCAAAAUGGGGAUUGAAGCAAGUAUGGAUUCGAGAUUUUCAAACACUCUUUGAAGAUGCUGUGAAAGAUCGGGAGUAUCAGAAUCUCCUCUCAGUGAUGAGGGCUUUAGAGAACUACCCAACAAAUGAGCAAGAAACUGAGACUGAGGGUGAAUACAGCCAUGCUGAAGAUCACCUUGCCAAGAAUGAUAGAGCUGAUCGUAUAAGAACACUCUCAAAGUCAGAGUGGGAUGCAAUCCGUAUUUAUCAGGCUUGCCUCUUCAAGAAAGUAACCUAAGAUCUCAUAUCUCAUGUAUAGGUGAAUACUGUAUAAUUUUUUAUUUACAUUUUCUCUUUAUUUUUCCAUUAUUCCAUUUUCCCUUAGAGAUUCUCCAAAUAUUAUUGGAAAACUACUAAUGUGUAUAUAUAUAUAUAUAUAUAUAUAUAUAUGUAUGUAUGUAUGUAUGUAUGUGUAUGUAUCAUUAAAGUUAUAGGUCUGAACAAACUUACUGUAAAGGGAAAACAUUAAAUAAAUUUGUUUGAUGUAAAUAUUAAUCACGGUUAAAUAAUUACCUGGCUUCAUUCUGAGUUCAUUAUUUGUUUCCAUUUUCCAUUAGGCCUCACCCUCAUCAUUUUGCACAAACUGGGUACUGCAUAGGAAAGGUGUAAAGAAAUUUGAACAAUGCACCAACCGUCUUUACUUUUGCGUAACGUGUCUCCCAGUUAUAUUUGUACACAAGCAUAAGUUCUUUAUUUUGUGUUUGUCUGUUACGUUAUUUUGUAAUUUAAAUUAGCAUGCAAAAUCUGAUGUAUGUCAUUAAUUUUAAGUUAUCCUUGUUAAGAGAACAAUUUUUUUAUUUUUUUUUUACUCUUAGAUUUAUCAUUAUUACCUAUAUUUAUAAAUUACUGUAAACACCAUUAUUAUAAAUAUCAUCCUUAUCAUUGUUCCUACUAUAUCUAUAUAUUCCUUGUCAGGGACACUUUUCUUCCUAUUAUUCAAAAUAGUACAAAACAAUAUGUUUUUGCUACUUGAUCUGUUUGAUAUUAGGGUUAAAAUGGAACGUUUACAAUAUUGAUUAGUGUAAAAAAAAAAAUGGAAAUAAAAUUUGGUACAAGUG